CGUUUAAAAUGAACGAAUCGUUUAAGAACGACCCUUCACUAGUUCUCAGUGCGAAGGGAGUCCUGUGAAGAUGAGUAGCGUUACUUGGUGAGGAUGGACACACAGCAAAUCCUGCGACUCUUGAUCGUUUUAUCAGGACUGACCGGGGCAUGUGAUGCUCUGUUGUGUAACUGCAGCGCACCACAGUGUGAGAAGGAUGGGUAUAAGUGCGAGACCAUGGGGGCGUGCAUGGCCUCCACCUCAAUCAUUGAAGGACAGGAGCAGCAUGUGCGGCUCUGCAUUGAGAAAGAGCACCUGGUUCCUCCGGGACAGCCGUUCUUCUGCCUCAGCGCCGAGGGACUGAUGAACACUCACUGUUGCUACUCUGAUUACUGCAACAGCAUCGACCUCAGACUACCAACCGUGACUCAUGGAGCGGGCUCAGAGCAGGACUGGGGGCCGGUGGAGCUCACUGCUGUGGUGGUGGGACCGGUGUUUGUGGUGUGUGUGCUGGUUCUGCUGGGUCUCUUCCUCUUCCAGCAUCACCAGCGGGCCUACGGUCACCGGCAGAGACUGGAGGUAGAGGAUCCCAGCACUGAACACAUGUUCCUGGCCAAGGACAAGAACUUACAGGACUUCAUCUACGACCUCUCCACCUCAGGAUCAGGGUCAGGUCUGCCGCUGUUCGUCCAGAGGACCGUGGCUCGUACCAUAGUGCUGCAGGAGAUCAUCGGUAAAGGCCGCUUUGGGGAGGUGUGGAAGGGGAAGUGGAGAGGAGGAGACGUCGCUGUGAAGAUCUUCUCCUCUCGUGAGGAGCGCUCCUGGUUUCGUGAAGCUGAGAUCUACCAGACCAUCAUGCUCCGGCACGAGAACAUCCUGGGCUUCAUUGCUGCUGACAACAAAGAUAACGGCACGUGGACUCAGUUGUGGUUGGUGUCAGACUAUCAUGAGAAUGGAUCCCUGUUUGACUAUCUGAACCGAUAUUCAGUCAGCAUCGAGGGCAUGAUUAAACUAGCGCUGUCGGCUGCUAGCGGCCUGGCGCAUCUGCACAUGGAGAUACUGGGCACUCAGGGGAAGCCUGGCAUCGCUCACCGUGACCUGAAGUCCAAGAACAUCCUGGUGAAGAAAAACUGCACAUGUGCCAUUGCUGAUCUGGGCCUGGCGGUUCGUCACGAGUCCAUCACUGACACCAUCGAUAUUGCCCCCAACCAGCGUGUCGGCACUAAGAGGUACAUGGCGCCUGAGGUUCUGGAAGAGACUAUUAACAUGCAUCACUUCGACUCAUUUAAAUGCGCAGACAUCUACGCUCUGGGACUCGUGUACUGGGAAAUCGCUCGCCGCUGCAAUGCAGGAGGUAUUCAUGAAGAGUACCAGCUGCCCUACUAUGACCUGGUGCCCUCUGACCCAUCCAUAGAGGAGAUGAGGAAAGUGGUGUGUGAUCAGAGGUUACGACCCAACAUCCCCAACUGGUGGCAGAGCUAUGAGGCGUUGCGUGUGAUGGGGAGGAUCAUGCGGGAGUGCUGGUACACUAACAGUGCUGCGCGACUGACGGCUCUCCGCAUCAAGAAAACCCUGUCUCAGCUCAGCGUGGACGAAGACAUGAAAAUCUGAGUCCAACACUACCUUCUGCCAGACGUGUGACCACUCUGAACAAUCCUGCCAGUUCAAAAGUAUUUCCGUCCUACCUCACCCCAAUGCCAAAACUACUGAACCUACGCUCCCCAGCAGCCCUCUGUGCUGUCCUCCUCAUCUCUACAUCUACCACUACCACUCCGCUCCAUGCUCAUGUGACUUUAAAGACUAUUCAAAUCAGUUUCACCCCAAAGAUCAUUUUUCCAACAUGUGUAACCAGUUUCCACUGGCUUGUUGCGUUCAUUUACCUUGGUUAACUAAGUAUGCGGGAUACACAGACUCCAGUUCAGAGGUGAUUAUGGCUGGGUUAAACUGGAAAACACAGUGAUUUGGUGCAAGAU
Molecule: messenger RNA, 1952 nt
Organism: Carassius carassius (crucian carp)
Lineage: Eukaryota; Metazoa; Chordata; Actinopteri; Cypriniformes; Cyprinidae
Product: activin receptor type-1B-like
Exons: 9
Coding region: 94-1590 (498 amino acids)
Biological process (GO): nervous system development; protein phosphorylation; activin receptor signaling pathway
Cellular component (GO): activin receptor complex; plasma membrane
Molecular function (GO): activin binding; activin receptor activity, type I; ATP binding
Source: RefSeq, a predicted model, not a curated record